UCUGGGUAGCCGGUGCGGAAGGGUCCGGCCCGGCCCAGGUCGGAACAAAGCGUCGGCGACGCAGCAGGCCCAGCAUGGCGGCGCGGCCGGCCCGGCUCCGCCUGUGGAUGCUCCUGCAUCUGCUGCCGCAGGUGUACUGUGAGUAUGGGAUGGUACAUGUCCUUUCAGAGAAGGGGAGCAACAAAGGAAAAGACUAUUGUAUUCUCUUCAACUCUCAGUGGGCCCAUUUGCCACAUGAUCUGGGUAAAGCUUCACUCUUGCAAUUGCAGGAUCAGACAGCAUCUGUUUUGUGUUCUCCUUCUGAUGUACCUGAUGGGGGAUUUAAUAAUCAAAUACCCAUGGUGAUGCGAGGAAAUUGCACCUUCUAUGAAAAAGUGAGGCUUGCUCAGAUAAAUGGAGCUCGUGGUCUGCUGAUUGUUAGUAGAGAGAGACUGGUUCCUCCUGGAGGUAAUAGGAGUCAGUAUGAAGAGAUUGAUAUUCCUGUGGCUCUGCUUAGCUAUACUGAUAUGUUAGAUAUUGGCAAGAGUUUUGGCAGCUCAGUGAAAGGAGCAAUGUAUGCACCAAAUGAGCCUGUGCUGGACUACAACAUGGUGAUAAUCUUUGUCAUGGCCGUGGGGACUGUUGCAAUUGGAGGCUACUGGGCAGGAAGCAGAGAUGUGAAAAAGAGGUACAUGAAACACAAGCGUGAUGAUGGGGCGGAGAAACAUGAUGAUGAAACAGUGGAUGUGACUCCCAUAAUGAUCUGUGUGUUUGUAGUGAUGUGCUGCUCAAUGCUCGUCCUCCUUUAUUUCUUCUAUGACCACUUAGUCUAUGUUAUAAUAGGAAUAUUCUGCUUGGCUGCCUCGAUUGGUCUUUACAGUUGUCUGUCUCCCUUUGUAAGAAGAUUCCCCUUGGGAAAGUGUAGAAUCCCAGACAACAACUUGCCUUAUUUUCACAAGCGUCCCCAGGUCCGGAUGUUGCUCUUGGCAGUAUUUUGUAUCUCUGUCAGUGUAGUCUGGGGAAUCUUCAGAAAUGAAGAUCAGUGGGCCUGGGUUCUGCAAGAUGCUUUAGGAAUUGCUUUCUGUCUUUACAUGUUGAAAACAAUUCGCCUGCCUACAUUUAAGGGUUGUACCUUACUCCUCCUGGUUCUUUUUGUGUAUGAUGUAUUCUUUGUAUUUAUCACACCUUUUCUAACAAAGACUGGGGAGAGUAUAAUGGUGGAGGUGGCUGCAGGCCCAUCUGAUUCUGCCACUCAUGAAAAGCUCCCAAUGGUCCUGAAGGUUCCACGGCUGAAUUCCUCACCAUUGGCUCUAUGUGACAGGCCUUUUUCUCUCCUAGGAUUCGGAGACAUUUUAGUUCCAGGCUUACUGGUAGCCUAUUGCCAUAGAUUUGAUAUUCAGGUGCAGUCAUCCAGAGUCUAUUUUGUAGCCUGCACAAUAGCUUAUGGCAUAGGCCUUCUUGUGACCUUUGUUGCCUUGGCACUGAUGCAGAUGGGCCAGCCUGCUCUCCUCUACCUGGUGCCCUGUACUCUCCUCACCAGCUUCGUGGUGGCCCUUUGGAGAAGGGAGCUUGCCAUGUUCUGGACGGGCAGCGGCUUUGCGAAAGACCUACCUCAGCCUCCUGUGGUGAUAGCUCCAGUCAACUGCCCUCAGCUUCCCAAAGACAGCAGUGUACCAUCUUCUCAACAAGACGCAGAACAAAUGACCAGUCCCACCCUCCACGUGAAGGAGCUGCACAGCUCCGCCUCGACUGAAGAGGGAUUGGCUGAUACCAGCACAAAGACAGAUCAGUCAGAAAUCUCUAUUGCCCACAGUGAGGAACCAACUGCUCAGAAUAAGGAUGACCUUGAAAACAAAUGCCUAAAUGCAGAACAAAACCAGUUGGAAUAAGUGAUGUGAUUAAGAACUCCUUCUUUUCCUCACAAACAUAUCUAUAUAAAACCAGUAUGUAUUCAGGACUGAUUUAGUAGGGUUUGCUUUCUUUGAGGAACCUCAGUAGGAGUCUGAUCAUCAAAUCCAACAAGGAAUGUUCUGUCUCCAGCUUUGGUACAGCUAUAUACUUUAAAACAUCUUUCUGAAAUAUGGUGCUCUCCAGGAGUUCUGACGUGUGGGUUUCAAUGAUCACUGUUAGUGAAUGCCUUUGACCAUUUGUUCCAUUUGCAUUAUAGCAGGGUAGCAUCAAGAGUCUAUUUACUCAGUACUUGGUGCUUGUGUGGUUGUUAUGCUGCUUUACCAUGGUGUAGGUUAACACAGUGGAAGAGCAUUGAACGAGUCUGCUACAAUGCUUACUUGAGAGAAACACAGUCUCUUUUUAUUUUUUUUUUUUUUGGCACUUUCCCUAUUGUCACCAUUUAUUUUACCUCUCCUGACUUGUCAAAGCCAUUGAUAUAAUGGAAUGCAUUAUUAUAAACUGACAUUCAGAAAAUGCAGAGAAUGGUUAAAUUAUCAUUACUCCAAAAGGCUUUAUGCUACCAUGGUGCAUUAAAUGCAUCUUUUAACUUUUGUCUUUGUUUUUACUUCUAGGUACCUGGGCUACUAGUCUAGUUUAAAAGGCAGGAUGAGUAGAGCUCCAGGAAGCUUUCUAGGCAUUCUUGUGAACUCUAAGGGCUCUGAUAAUAAGCAGGGUUGGUCACUGCCUGGAAGCAAAUGCAUAUUAGGAAUGUUUAGAAAUAAUAUAUAAACCAAAUAGGUAAAAAAAAAAUUAGGUAGUAGCACUAUACUAAGCUUAACAGGCAGAUAAAUGUUAAAGGCAGGAAAAUGUUAAAGCGCAAAUGUUCGUAUGUUUGGGGCUUUGAGCUUCUAUUUGUUGUUCAUUCAAGGAAUAUAGUUGUGAUUUCUGAUUCUGAAGAAAAUAGUUUGUUUUAUCGUUUCCAAUGGAGCACAUGCGAUGCUAGAGACAGUUGUGAUUUAAAAGCUACUUGCUGCUCAGUAACUUACCAACUGCCUAAGUCAUGUUUUGUCUUUUUCUCAAGAGCAGCCAAAGCGUAGUCUGUCAGGUUCUGGAAUGAGCCUGGGAGCUCAACUGUUAUUUUGCAUCUCUUGCUACAUUGUGAAGGAAUUUGUGAAUUUAAAAAUUUUUGAGUGCAGCUGGUCUUACUUCAGAUUCCUGAAAUUGUGUGUUUUCCUGUAUAACCCAAUUGAGUCUUUUAUGCAUCAGCUUUUGUACCUGGAAAGAUUAUGAGAUUUGCGUAUUACUUGUCUAUCUAAGUAUAUUCGACUUUAUCAGAGGAGUAUGUUCUGCACUUAAGCUGCAGUUACAGAAAGCCUCAAACUCUUCACUUGAAAACUGAAAUAGAAAAUUGAAGUAUUAUUGGAUCCUUGGAUAUGAUUCCAGAUUGCAUGGAAGAAAUACUCUUGAGUAUUUGAGAGCCCAAAAUGUCAUUUACAAAAGCAUUGUUGCAGUGAUGCAAUUAGAGGCAUUACUGUUAAAUUGAGAGUCUCCAUUUGGCAUGUUGAAUUGGAGUUGAAGGGCUCUCUUUUCAAGUCUGUCUGUUAAAUAUCAGCCAUUAUCUUUUUGGCUAGGUCUUCCAAAAGUUUGCCUUGUGCUUUUUGGAUGAAAGCUUCUGUGGGCAGUGUGGGCAUUCUUUCUCUAGAAUGUGAGGAGCUUUACCUAAAACCACACUCUGGCUUCAGACUUUUACCAGCUCCUGCUUAGAGCGUUGAACCUUGUCUGAUAGGAUGAUUUAUUAAAUUUUCUGGAAGGCUCCCUGAGUCCAGUGGCCAACACUACAUUUAAUUUACAAAUUGCCCUAAUGGAAGAUAUUGCAAGAGUGAUCUGGUUUUCUAUCUCCUCUUUAAUGGACCGUUUCUUUGGCCAGAAGUAACCUGAACCAGUUAUUACUAAUAAAAAGCGACAGAAACAUUUUACUGAAAACUUCAGUCAGCUGGAUUAUGCCUUAAGUCAUUGUGUAGUAACAAAGAACUGACUGUGUCACCUUAUGGAUCCCUUCCUGUGCCGACACUAGGAGAGAGCCAUUGCAAAGACCAAGGGAAAAAGCGAGUUUGUUUCCAAGUAGUAAAAACCAUUUUUGUCAAACAUUUCUAUUUUUCUGAAACUGUACGUCUUACCUUAGUACAUGCAUCAGAUUUUCAGUUCAGUCUGGGUGGCCUUUUCCCACCCUAUGUCUGUAUGGAUCUUUAUGGUUUUGAUUCCAGCCUUCCUUCUGGCUGAAUUACAGCCUUGUUAUCCAAUUGCACAGCACAUCAUAAUAUAUAUUUUUUUAUAUGUAUAUACAUUGUAAUACAUAGGAUUUCCAGUUACCAGAUGUAGAUUAGCUUUCCUUCUGUAAUGUAACAUGGAAAAAACUCUAUUUCAAAAUUAACAGUGAUGGCAGAAUCUUAAGACAAAGAGAUCAGAAAUAUCCCAAGGGUUUCUGCAGAAUGAAUUUUCUACAGAAUACUGAAACAUGUUUCAGGCAUACGUAGAUACAAUGAAAGAAAACAAACUUGAAAAUGACUGGUCAGCUAGUCAAAUUGCAGUAGUUUGGUUUUUUCCUCUUGUUUUGCUUUUAAAAAACAUUGGAAUUUCCUUUAGUCUGUUUGAGUUUAAAACUGUAUAAAUUUUCUAAAAGUGUCAAAUAAAGAUACUUAAUUUUUGAA
This is a messenger RNA of Cyanistes caeruleus (blue tit), 4577 nucleotides long. Lineage: Eukaryota; Metazoa; Chordata; Aves; Passeriformes; Paridae. The record is from RefSeq and is a predicted model, not a curated record.